This is a messenger RNA of Numida meleagris (helmeted guineafowl), 2953 nucleotides long. It is a transcript of the gene COG1, whose product is annotated as component of oligomeric golgi complex 1. The record is from RefSeq and is a predicted model, not a curated record. NCBI's taxonomy places the organism in Eukaryota, Metazoa, Chordata, Aves, Galliformes, Numididae. The transcript has 14 exons. Gene Ontology annotation, cellular component: COG complex; Golgi apparatus. Bases 37 to 2928 code for a protein of 963 amino acids. Gene Ontology annotation, biological process: intra-Golgi vesicle-mediated transport.
AGAUGGCGGCCGCCACGUCACUGCCGCCCCGCAGCGAUGGCGGCCAUGGCGGCGCGGGGAGCGGAGGCCGAGGCUCUUUUCGAGGCUCACACAGCGGCGGAGCUGCGCGAGGCGGAGCGGCGGCUGCGGGCCGGCAUCGAGCAGAAACGGGAGGAGCUGCGGCAGAUGGUGGGCGAGCGCUAUCGCGACCUGAUCGAGGCGGCCGACACCAUCGCCGAGAUGCGGCUGAGCGCCGAGCGGCUGCUGAGCUCCGUGCGGGGCCUGCAGCGCGGCGGGGUGACGCGGCCCGGCCCCGCUCCUCCGGCUCCGCCGCGGGUGCAGGAGAAGCUGUACCGGGCAGCAGCCCAGCUGAAGCUGCUGCUGGAAAUCCCCGAGCGGGCGUGGAGCGCCAUGGAGGCCGGGCGCUACCUGCCCGCCGCCCGCCUCUACCUGCUGUGCCGCCACCUGCACGGCCUGCUGCACCUCGACGCGCCCCGCGCCCGCUACAGCCCCAUCCUCGCCCGCUUCCCCAUCCUGCUGCGGCAGGUGGCAGCCGCCAGCCAUUUCAGAUCCACCAUCUUGCAGGAGAGCAAGUCUCUGCUGAAAUGCCAGACUGUGUCAGACCAGGCGGUGGCAGAAGCCUUGUGUGCCAUCAUGCUCCUGGAGGACAGCUCCCCACGCCAGGCCCUCGCAGACUUCCUUCUGGCCAGGAAGUUGGCAAUCCAGCAGCUUCUCAACCAGCCACACCACGGUGCAGGUAUAAAAGCUCAGGUGUGUUCACUGAUGGAGCUGCUAACCACUACCCUGUACCAGGCUCAUGCACUCUUCUACAUGAUGCCCGAAGGAGUGCCACCAGAUCCAGCCCUACCCUGUGGCUUACUUUUCUCCACCCUGGAGAGCACUACAGGCCAGCAGCCAGCAGGGAAAGGUGGAGUCCUGGAGGAUGAGGUGAAGCUGAGCAGCUGGUUCAGGUACCUCCCAGAGUCUGUGGUGGAGUUCCAGCCAACUCUGCGGACCCUGGCACACCCCAUCAGCCAGGACUAUCUCAGAGACACGCUGCAGAAGUGGAUUGCCAUGUGCAGUGAGGAUAUCAGGGCUGGGGUCAGCAACCUGCUGGUCUACGUGAAGAGCCUGAAAGGCCUUGCGGGGAUUCGUGAUGCAGUGUGGGAGCUGCUCACAAGUGAGUCCAUAAGCCAGAACUGGGAUGUGUUGUGCCGUCGCCUUUUGGACAAGCCUGCUUCCUUUUGGGAGGACCUGCUGCGGCAACUCUUCCUGAACAGGCUGGAGGUACUGACUAAAGAGGGGUUUGAAUCCAUCUCCAGCAGCUCCAGACAGCUUCUCAUCUUAGCCCUGCAGGAACUUGAGGUCAAAUCCAACACCUCUGCCUUGAGCAAGCACGUCCAGUUUGAACACAAUGUGGCCCAGUUCCUGUGGUCAGAGAGCUCCAGCGAUCUGCCUUCGGACGCUGCCUGGGUCAACGUGGCGAACCGCAGCCAGUUUGCCAAGAGCGGCCUGUCCAUGAAGGCCCAGGCACUCACGCCAUGCGUGCAGAGCUUCUGUUCGGCUCUGGACUCGAAGCUGAAAGCCAGGUUGGAUGACCUCCUGUCCUACCUUCCUGCAGAGUCUUCAGCCACCAAGGAGCCCACUCCCACCCUGCAGCCUCGCUCGGCUUUCGACCGCUAUGCUGACACCAGCAUGGUGGAGGGGCUGCUCCGCGACCACUGCAUUGCCUGCAUCCACCACGUGCUGGGCUGCGUGCGUGAAGAGCUCCAGGGUGCACAGAGCCUGCUGGGGGGGCAGGAGGAUGCUCCCAGCGAUGCCAGGCUCCAUGCUGUCCUUUUCAUGGCCAGGCUCUGCCAGUCCCUGACCGAGCUUUGCCCUCACCUCAAGCAGUGUAUCCUGGGCCAGUCAGGCAGCACAGAGACGGCACUGAAGGAAACCCGCUCCACCAAGAAGCUGGGGAAGGGGAAAGCCCAAGAAGUUAAUCCCGUGCAAGCCAAGUGGCAGGAGGUGAAAGCAGAACUCCUGCAGAAGAGCCUGGCUGCUUACCAGAUCUGGAGCUCCACUGUCACCAAAGCUCUGGUUCAGUGCUUUACUCAAACAUUGCUGUUAGACACAGCUGGUUCUGUCUUGGCUACAGCCACCAGCUGGGAUGAGAUUGAAAUUCAGGAGGAGGCAGAGUCUGGAAACAGCGUCACAUCGAAGAUCCGUCUGCCUAUGCAGCCAUCCUGGUACGUCCAGUGCCUCCUCUUCAGCCUGUGCCAAGAGGUGAACCGAGUCGGCGGGCACACUCUGCCGAAGGUCACCUUGCAGGAGCUGCUGAAGGCCUGCAUGGCAGAAGUGCUUGCUGCCUAUGAAAAGCUCAUGGGGGAGAAGCAGGACAAGAAAGCAGGCACCUUCCCCAUGACGCAGAACAGAGCUCUGCAGCUACUCUACGAUCUGAGGUACCUGAAUAUCAUCUUGACAGCAAAGAGCGAGGAAGCAAAAACCAGCAGGAUCAAGCACGACUCCAGGAUCGAGAAGGUGACUGAUUUCCUGGAGGGACACAUUGAUCCAUUUGACUUGGAUGUUUUUACACCACACUUAAACAGCAACCUUAAUCGCCUGGUUCAGCGAACCUCUGUUCUCUUUGGCUUGCUGACUGGGGCAGAGAACCAGUACACAAGCAGGAGUGGUGCUCUCAGCUCCCAGGAGUUCCAUAAUAUCUUGCCCUUAGCAUCCAGCCAGAUCAGAUUUGGACUUCUGCCGCUGAGUAUGUCAAGCUCACGAAAGACUAAAUCUGCUACCAGGAACACAGAAAGAGUUCAGGUUCCACCUCCUGCACUCACGAGAGCAGAAGACGAGGCCUUGCGCCCUGGCUCCUUGUUCAGGCAGCUUGUAACUGAGGAGGAAGACACAGCUGCACCUUCUCUCUUCAAGCUGGGAUGGCUUUCUGGCAUGACAAAGUGAUUCAAUAAAAGAGUUUGUCUGUGCA